CCCACAACGCUGCCGCAUCAUCAUGUCCGGAAGUGAGACAAUAUUGACAAUAUGGCCACUGGUCGCAGAAGGGGGAAGUUUUGGAUUUGACAGCCCAUUCUCCUCGGUCGCAAAUAAACCCAUUACCAUCGUCAAGAAUCGACGUAUAUGAAUGAAGGGACUCGGGAAUCCACGGGAUGUUGUCAUUGAGCUGAGGAUACAUUCACAGCGUGAAAAUCGUCAUGUCGUUUUUCAGAAGGAAAGCAAAAGGCAAGGAACCCGAGCAACCAGUUGAUGUAAAAGUCAAUAGAGCCCUGGUAGCCCCAGCAAGCCCCCACUCCCCCUCCCAUAGCCUCCGUAACCACCAUGCCAUCCUGGAGGUGGCGGGGCCCAGCCAUGUGGCCAUCAACGCCAUCUCUGCAAACAUGGACUCCUUUGCCCACGGACGCACGGCCAUCCUCAAGAAACAGCCCAGCCACAUGGAGGCUGCACACUUUGGGGAUCUGGGGCACUCUAGUGUGAACUACCUGGCCUCUGAGACGCGUUCACGCCUGUCUAAGACAGUGGACCAGAUCCUGCGGGACAAUGUGGCCAUGCCCUACUACAUCCAGUUCCAGGAGGCCCGUGGGUCCGACCACUUGGUCCGCUUUUGGCUGGAGGCAGAGAGCUUCCGCUCAACCAGCUGGUGCCGGGUCCGGGCCAACAGUCUCAACUCCAUCAAACACAGCUCCCUUGCCGAGCCUGCCUCCACCCCUGUCUCCCGAGCCCUCCUCCCCGCCAGACAUGGACCUACCCUCCGUCCCCAGGCCCCCUCAUCUCACCCCCUUACCCCCAGCCCCCAGGAGAUAAACAGUAACAGUAGUGAAGGCCCCACUGCGCAGCUCGUCCACAGGGACUCCUUUAGCUCCUUAGUGGACCAGAGGCCAGGCACCCCCAGCAGGGAAGAUACCCCCCCCAGGCAGAAUUCCAGGACAGGGACCCCCUUCAAGCUGCAGUCCACCCACGCCCUCAAGGAGCUCUCAGACAAGCUCAUGAAGAGUAUAGAGAGAGAUGCAGUGAACAUCUUCACCAAGUACAUCUCUCCAGACGCUGCUAGGCCCAUCCCCAUCACAGAACAGAUUAGAAACGACAUAGUCGCUAAAAUCUGUGGCGAGGAUGGAAUGGUGGACCCAAACUGCUUUGUCAUUGCACAGUCAGUCGUCUUCUCCAUCAUGGAGGAACAGCACUUUAGUGAAUUCUUGCGCAGCCAUCAUUUCUGUAAGUACCAGAUGGAAGUGUUGACCAGUGGCUCAGUGUUUCUGGCAGACAUCUUGUUCUGUGAGUCGGCCCUAUUCUACUUCUCUGAGUACAUGGAGAAGGAGGACGCUGUGAAUAUCCUGCAGUUCUGGCUAGCAGCAGAUAACUUCCAGGACCAGCUGGCUGCAAUGGCGGGACAAUACGACGGCCAGGAGGCCCAGAAUGACGCCAUGAUCCUCUAUGACAAGUAUUUCUCACUCCAAGCCACCAAACCGCUGGGUUUCGAUGACUCUGUGCGGAUGGAGAUAGAGUCUAAUAUAUGCCGGGAAGGAGGGCCUCUACCAGACUGCUUCACCACUCCUCUCAGACAGGCCUGGACCACAAUGGAAAAGGUCUACAUGCCAGGCUUCCUGUCGAGUAACCUUUACUACAAGUAUCUGAGUGACCUUAUCAACUCUGUCCGAGCGGAUGAGUUUGUCCUGGCCAGCGCUCCCGGUCAAGGCGUGGCCCCAGAUGGUGACCCCAGCACCAAUGCUACCGAGGGUUCUCAAACCCAGCAAGGUACCAAAAAGGUGGCAGCAGUGAAAAUCCUGAAAAAUUUUGACGAGGCGAUAACGGUGGACAUAGCCAGUUUGGAUCCAGAGUCCCUGUACCAGCGCCCCUACGCUGGAAGAAUGACGUUUGGGAAAGUGAACGAGCUGGGCCAGUUCAUCAGGGAGGCCGAACCAGAGCCGGAUGUGAAGAAAUCCAAAGGUUCCAUGCUUUCUCUAGCCAUGAAGAAACUUGUUCAAGGCAACUCAGAUGAGGCCCAGGAGGAAAUGGCCUGGAAGAUCGCUAAGAUGAUCGUCAAUGACGUAGUACACCAGGCGCACCACAACAGUCCUGACAAAUCCACCAAGUUAUGACCCUCCAAUGGAGAACCAAAAGAUUGUCACUCCCUUCAUCCUAUAGAGACAGACCGUGACAGACAGAUGUCACCUGGUCCAGUGAUGAACUGCACACUGGAUUCACCUUAUGGUGAAACACAUCAAUGAAGGUAGAAGAACAAAAGCAUUCCAUCAUCUCCUGCAUCAACUUGUACUGGUUUGUGUGUGAAUAUAUGUGCGUGAGCGAAAGACUUGAAGUAUAUCGUCGUAACACUAUGAAGGUAUCUCUGAACAAAUGAAGUGGAAAAAGCAAAGAAAAGCCAACAAGGCGGUUGCACAAAGAGCACCCGACUUCCUUCCUUCCAGAACAAAAAGGAGGGAUGACAAACAAAGACGCAAAAUGGUGCUGAACGGGAGCUGUCAGAAAGAGCAGCACUUCAGAAAGCAAUGGUGCUGCCGUGGUUACUUCUGUUACCAUGCCAUCUAAGAGGGAGCCUGCAGGGGCCUGAAGCAUCCUUCACUAAGCAAUCGCUAAGAAGACUAGGUUGUCCUCGCCAUCUUCUCUCCGUAACCCAACCACUACUACCACCUUUGCCCAUUCCUCAUUCUUUGUUUUUAUAUUAAAUCAAUUUGAAAGUGGUCAGACUAAUGCCCCCCACAAAUUCCAGCUGGAAGUAGGGGCUUUGUGCAUUUUUAUUUUGCGGCAGAUGCGUAUCCUGCUCAUAUUCCUUGGCAGUCCUGGUGUAUUUUGUCAGUGGGGUGGGUUACUAUGAUGAGAUGGUGAGUCAGAGUUUUCCUUUCCUACCCUCCCGGCUGUGCCCAAAUGUACUUUCUAGAGCAGGUCAGACAUGUUACAGUCAAACUGGAAUGGACCUUCUUGAUUUCCUGGUCUUGCCAUCUACCUGUAGCUCUGGCGACCCCUGGCACCUUGUCCAUAUCAUUACAGAACAUAGGCUAAUGAAUAGAUACGUGGUAUUAUGGCCUGAAGAAGACGUGCUACAGUUGCAAUGAAAGAAGAACUCCAGGCUACUCCAUCUAUUGUUAUAAAUAUGUACAUUUCUGGUUUACCUCCAUAUAUUAAUGUUAGUUAUUUUUUAUGGUGAUUGUUGCAGUUUUCUUUUUUGUAUGUACUGUCGAAAGCAAUGUUUAAGCAAAUCUCAUUGAAGUGUACUCAGUGAAUGUAAUGUUAAGAUUAUUAUGACUUUGCUUGUACCUCAUUGAGAUGUGUGGAAAAGAACCAGAAAAUACUAUUUUGGUACUAUGUACCGCUAAUAUUGUUUCUCUGACCUAUGUGUUCUUAAUCUAUAAUAUAUUUAAAUUGUGUUUGAUUUAAAUAUAUAUAUAUAUAUUAUUGAAAUAUUUGCCUUGUGUUUGUCUAUUUUGUUUUUUAUACAGAAGGGACAGAAAUGCUACCAAUGAUGAAAAAUUAGACUUCUUUCUCUUUGCACUGAUUAUGUAUGAAAUCUUGUCUGCUGCCAAACAGGGAUGGAUUUGGCUCUAUUUCAGUCGUCAUUAGCUUGUUGGCUGGUCAUAGUUUGUGGCCAUCACGUUGUUAAUUGCACUUGGGUAUUUAACCUCUAGUAUUGCCAGAUGGUAAUGCAACCUGUAAUUCAGCAAAUGAAUGCUCAUCCCAGUGCAGUUUCAAGUGUGUGGUUAGCUUUUGCAUAAGCUCUAUUGGUGUUGUUGCUGCAGUUUUGCUCAUCCAAAUAGUUUUAUCCUCAUUUUAUGUUGUACAGUAUGAUAUACUUUAUUGUAAGUAUUUUAUGGCAUUCAUGUAAUAAAACCUUUCUGCCUAUAUUGUAGCUAAAGUAGGCAACGUUAUCAAA
This is a messenger RNA of Oncorhynchus tshawytscha (Chinook salmon), 3907 nucleotides long. Its product is annotated as A-kinase anchor protein 10, mitochondrial. Gene Ontology annotation, cellular component: plasma membrane. Gene Ontology annotation, biological process: intracellular protein localization. Gene Ontology annotation, molecular function: protein kinase A binding. Lineage: Eukaryota; Metazoa; Chordata; Actinopteri; Salmoniformes; Salmonidae. The record is from RefSeq and is a predicted model, not a curated record.